GAGCAGUGGUUUUGUGAUGUAGGCGACGAACCAGACGUACGUGUUCGGGUUCGUUUCGUUUCGUAUCACCUUGCAAUUGGAGUUUGAAGCUGACCCGAACGAACGCCACGUACCAAAACACGUGAUUCCCGUGAAUUGGGCGGCGAUCAUGACCUUUCCGAUGUGCUCAGAACGGCACAACGAACGUGAUCUUGCACCAAAUGGACCGGCAGCAGCAGUGAAGCAGCACUUUGGAUUGGAGGGGUAUAUAAAGCUGCUCCCGAGACACCAAUGAUACAUCCACAUCUUGGACUUGAACUCAAAAAGCUCAAAAUGUGCUGCAAUCGUUCCGCUUUCGGGCUAUUACUGUUGGCGUGGCUAGUAAGUGUGACGAUACUUAGCGUCGAAGCGUACACAACACCUCCACCGACUACUGCCAACUGUACCGCCAUCAGUACCUUUGACGCUGCCCUGCAGGAAUGUGUCGUCCAGCUCGGGAUUGCACCGGAACGACUCGACCAGGAGUACAACCUACUGCUCUACCCUGCCGAUCGGGACACCAUGUGCUUGGUGCGGUGUGUCGGUGUGCUGCUUCGCUUCUGGAACGAUACGACCGGACUGCGCGAGGCUACGAUCCGUCAGUACUACGAGCCAGCACCGGAAGACCAAGACUACCAGAACCGUACCCGCAGCUGUCUCGCGGCACUGGAACCUAGCGUAACGGACGUUUGCGAACGAGCGCAUCGAUCGUUCCUUUGCUAUCAUCAGCACUACGGAUACCUUCGCAAGACUGAUCGCUACGUACCCAAAACACCGCUCGAGAUGAAACAGAUCCAGCAGGACUGUGUGGAUGUCUAUGGGUUAGACCCGGCCCGGUUGCACCACUACCAGGACGGUCAAUUUCCCGAUGAUCCCGAAACGCAAUGCUUUGUGCGAUGCGUUGGACUUCGGGCUGGACUGUACACCGACCGGGACGGGCCGAACAUUGACCGGAUGUACGUACAGUGUGAAUCGUGCGCCGAUGAGACGCUGUUUCGUGCAAAGGCUGGCGAGUGUAUCGCGGCACAGAGGCGGCACAAGCUGAGCAAGUGUACGGCCGCCUACCGGACGCUGUACCAUUGCUUCCGGGACGAUCAGCUCGAUCUGUACGCAAGCUUAACAACGACGGCGGCUGCGACGGUAACUACCACGACGACCACCAAGAAAAGCACACCACCGAACGCUAUACCGGCACUUUCGGUAAGGAAACCGUGCGAUAGGGCGAAGUUGUCGCCCGAUGCCUGGCAGCUGGAGAUCAUCCUGGAGGGUCUUUACAAUCGGAAGUACUGA
This is a messenger RNA of Anopheles merus, 1308 nucleotides long. Its product is annotated as general odorant-binding protein 45-like. The coding region runs from base 271 to 1308 and encodes 345 amino acids. The transcript has a single exon. Gene Ontology annotation, molecular function: odorant binding. The record is from RefSeq and is a predicted model, not a curated record. Lineage: Eukaryota; Metazoa; Arthropoda; Insecta; Diptera; Culicidae. Gene Ontology annotation, biological process: sensory perception of smell.